AUGAGCCUGCCAGAGGGGUUUUACAUAAGACGGGUGGAAGAGAAGGAUUUCGAACAGGUCACGGAAACAUUGAAAGUCUUGACCACCGUAGGCACAAUUGCUCCUGAGGCCUUCAGCAACCUCCUCAAAUACUGGAACGAAUCCACAGUGUGGAAUGACGACAAUGACAAGAAGAUCAUGCAAUACAACCCUAUGGUGAUCGUGGACAAGCGCACUGAGACCGUCGCCGCCACGGGCAACAUCAUCAUCGAAAGAAAAAUCAUCCACGAACUAGCGUUAUGUGGCCACAUCGAGGACAUCGCGGUGAACCCGAAGUACCAAGGCCAAGGCUUGGGCAAACUCUUGAUCGACCAGCUGGUAGCCAUCGGGUUCAGCUACGGCUGCUACAAGAUCAUCUUAGACUGCGAUGAGAAGAACGUCAAAUUCUACGAAAAGUGCGGGUUCAGCAACGCAGGUGUGGAAAUGCAAAUUAGAAAGUAG
Saccharomyces eubayanus is the source of this 480-nucleotide messenger RNA. It is a transcript of the gene GNA1, whose product is annotated as glucosamine 6-phosphate N-acetyltransferase. The coding region runs from base 1 to 480 and encodes 159 amino acids. The record is from RefSeq and is a predicted model, not a curated record. Gene Ontology annotation, cellular component: Golgi apparatus; endoplasmic reticulum; endoplasmic reticulum-Golgi intermediate compartment. NCBI's taxonomy places the organism in Eukaryota, Fungi, Ascomycota, Saccharomycetes, Saccharomycetales, Saccharomycetaceae. Gene Ontology annotation, molecular function: monosaccharide binding; glucosamine 6-phosphate N-acetyltransferase activity. The transcript has a single exon. Gene Ontology annotation, biological process: UDP-N-acetylglucosamine biosynthetic process.